AUGUCAGAAAACAUUCAUGACGAAGAAUUAGAGAGAAGCUCUCAAAAUUCACAUUUAUCUACACCUUCUGUUAAAGAAGAUUAUGAAGAUAUAAAAGCACAAACACCAGAUGAUCUGAAUAUGGAAGACCCUGCUCCAAAAAGUUCAAAAUCUAAAUAUUUAUCAGCUAGUUUGUUAUGUUUAUGUGUCGCCUUUGGUGGUUUUAUUUUCGGUUGGGAUACAGGUACUAUCUCAGGUUUUGUUAAUCAAACUGAUUUCCUAGAUAGAUUUGGUUCAAAACAUUCAGAUGGAACUCCAUAUUUCUCUAAUGCAAGGACCGGUUUAAUUGUCGCUAUUUUCAAUAUUGGUUGUGCCAUUGGUGGUAUUAUUUUGUCAAAGGGUGGUGACUUAUAUGGUCGUAGAAUUGGUUUGUUCAUUGUUGUUACCAUUUAUAUCAUUGGUAUUAUUAUUCAGAUUGCGUCAAUUGACAAAUGGUAUCAAUAUUUUAUUGGUAGAAUUAUUUCUGGUUUAGGUGUCGGUGGUAUUGCUGUAUUAUGUCCAAUGUUAAUUUCUGAGAUUGCUCCAAAGCAAGUUAGAGGUUCUUUAGUUUCUUGUUAUCAAUUGAUGAUUACUGCAGGUAUCUUUUUGGGUUAUUGUACUAACUAUGGUACUAAAAAUUACUCGAACUCUGUCCAAUGGAGAGUCCCAUUAGGGUUGUGUUUUGCAUGGGCUUUGUUCAUGUUAUUUGCUUUGACUUUAGUUCCAGAAUCUCCAAGAUAUCUGGUUGAAGUUGGGAGACUGGAAGAAGCUAAGAGAUCUUUAGCUAAGUCAAACAGAUGUACUAUUGAAGAUCCAAUUGUAAUUGAGGAAUAUGAUCUGAUUUCUGCCGGUGUUGAAGCAGAAAAGGCUGCUGGUGACGCUAGUUGGAAAGAAUUGUUCUCUACUAGAUCAAAAAUUGUUCAACGUUUGACAAUGGGAUGUAUGAUUCAAUGUUUACAACAAUUGACUGGUAAUAAUUACUUCUUCUACUAUGGUACAAGUAUCUUCAAGUCCAUUGGUUUGGAGGAUUCUUUCCAAACUUCCAUUAUUAUCGGUAUUGUUAACUUUGCUUCCACUUUCGUUGCCCUUUACACUGUGGAAAAAUUAGGCCGUCGUAGAUGUCUAUUAUGGGGUGCUGCAUCAAUGAUGGCAUGUAUGGUCAUUUAUGCAUCUGUUGGUGUCACAAGCUUGUAUCCAAACGGUGACGAUCAACCAUCUUCUAAAGGUGCCGGUAAUUGUAUGAUUGUUUUUACCUGUUUCUACAUUUUCUGUUAUGCCACUACAUGGGCUCCAGUUGCUUGGGUUAUCACAGCAGAAUCUUUCCCAUUAAGAGUUAAAUCCAAGUGUAUGUCUAUCGCUUCUGCUGCUAAUUGGACUUGGGGUUUCUUGAUUGCUUUCUUUACUCCAUUCAUCACUUCAGCCAUUAACUUUUACUAUGGUUAUGUAUUCAUGGGAUGUUUAGUUUUCAUGUUCUUUUAUGUCUUCCUCAUUGUUCCGGAAACUAAAGGUUUAACAUUAGAAGAAAUCAAUGAGUUAUGGGAAGAAGGUGUUCUACCAUGGAAGUCAGCACAAUGGGUUCCAGCCUCUAGAAGAGCAGUCGACUACGAUAAUGAAUUGUUAACGCAUGAUGAUAAGCCAUGGUAUAAAAGUAUGAUUUAA
This is a messenger RNA of Tetrapisispora phaffii CBS 4417, 1677 nucleotides long. RefSeq names its product sugar porter family MFS transporter. Bases 1 to 1677 code for a protein of 558 amino acids. Gene Ontology annotation, cellular component: plasma membrane. The record is from RefSeq and is a predicted model, not a curated record. Gene Ontology annotation, biological process: carbohydrate transport; transmembrane transport. The transcript has a single exon. Gene Ontology annotation, molecular function: carbohydrate:proton symporter activity. Lineage: Eukaryota; Fungi; Ascomycota; Saccharomycetes; Saccharomycetales; Saccharomycetaceae.